Molecule: messenger RNA, 2734 nt
Organism: Myxozyma melibiosi
Lineage: Eukaryota; Fungi; Ascomycota; Lipomycetes; Lipomycetales; Lipomycetaceae
Exons: 1
Coding region: 233-2272 (679 amino acids)
Biological process (GO): establishment or maintenance of cell polarity; ubiquitin-dependent protein catabolic process
Cellular component (GO): MUB1-RAD6-UBR2 ubiquitin ligase complex
Source: RefSeq, a predicted model, not a curated record
CUCUUUUUGCUCUUCUUCCGCCACGCUCUCUGUGCUUUCGUCUGGCUUCUUCCUCGUCCCGGCCUUUUUCUCCCUUUUCCUGGUCCAGCCUGUCUUAUUUGUGUCUUUAGGUAUGUCUGUUUUGGCUGCUGUGCGGGUCGCUGUCCGUCUGCUGCCUCUUCUCCCCUCGGCGAUUCGAAGCCUGGGUGUGUUUUCAAUCCAACGCUAACCAGCUCUCCCCCUGCAAGACGAAAUGCGGGAUGUCAACUUCUUCUCGGUGCUCAACAACAAGGCCGCGGCCACCAUGACGCCGACGAUGUACGACAGACGGGCGCUCGACUGCCCCUACGAUCGGCCGCUCGUCAACUCGCUGAGUAGUCUCUGUGUACUCAUCUCCUCCUCGCAAGUCAUUCGAGAAUCGCUCGCGACCGACGGCGGCAUCGACAGGCUCGUCACCAUCCUCCGCUCAUGCACCGGCAUGCACUCGCGCGACGUGCUCACCUCGUGGAAGUGGUCGCUCACGCUGCAGUGCUUGUCCUCCGUCGGCGUGCGUGGGACCGAGACCGUUCGUCGGCGGGUGGUCGACGCAGACGUCGUGCCGGUGCUGGCUACCAUCCUGGACAACUUCCUGGAAGCCAUCGAAAAGUUACGAAUUUAUCAUGAUGUCUAUGCAAAAUAUUCAGAUACCGCUACAAACAACGACGGUCGGAGGAGUCUCCUCUCAAGUAAUGAAGAUAGUGAAACCGAGCUGGCUGCUGGUGCUGGUGCUACCCGGUCGCCUGCCGUGCGACCGUCCGCCAGACGAGUCACCGCCCCUGCGACUGCUGCGCAUACCCACACCACAGACUCGCCAGCGAUGACAGACCGGCCAUUAUUCGACAACGGAAUCGAUGCCAAUGCGGCGGGCGCCUUCAUGUCGCUUGUGGCCCAGGUGGCUGAAGACGAACGACAGCAACGCCAGCAACAGCAGCAACAGCAGGAGGAGGAGCAGAUGCAAGACACGACCGCAGACGCGAAUGCCACAAUGACAGAUACCGAGCAGCGCUCGGUUGACAACACAGAAACCGAUUCGGAAGGGGGUCUGAUCGCUGUCUCGAAUACUAACGCCUACUUCAAUCGCAUCCAUUAUCACAUGUAUCGCCAUCACCGCCAUCAUCACCAUCGCAACCAUCAUUCUCAUUCGCAUACACAGCCAUCACCAGUACUACCGACCGACGCAAACGGAAGCAGCUCGACAGCGGAAGCCGCCGUUGUUGAAGAGGAAGCCAUGACCGGCAUCUCGACGGCGACGACGUCGUCGUCCGAUGUCGAGGACUCUGCGGCGGCCAUGGAUAUCGACGAAGACGUUGUUGUCGCGCCGUCGAGUUCUCUUGCGCAGGUUCCGAUGAGCGCAGAAGAGGUGCAUGCCUCGUCUGAAGAAGCUACAUAUGGGGCUGACGUUUCGAGCUCGUCGUCGCUGAACGCGCCACGGAUGCUCGACAUUGACUACUCGGCUGGAUACCGCAACACGACGACGUCAGGACCAUCGCAAACGCUUGAUUCCAACUCUGCAGAGGCUAGCGCCGAGGGCUCGUUCGCUGCGCGCUCACCCGUAGCUGCUGCGCGAACGUCGCCUGCUUUUGAAUCGGCAACUGUGAUGCGCGAGGCGGAGCAGGCAGCCAUGCAGGCCGCAGCGCAGACUGAGAAUCUCGGACCAGGCAAUGCGCCGCUGUUGUCGUCGUUCCCGGCAUUUUUGGGAUCGCAGGAUAACGUGCCGCGGGAAGAGGACGUACUGCUCUCGCUGCAGCUGCUGGCGUAUGUGUCCAAGUACGUGAAUCUUCGGGAGUGCUUCCAGAAGACACAUCUUGUUCCGUCGUUGUCGAUGCGACCAGAGCUGAGAGCCAAGGCGGAGGAGCAGAUGGCGAACACCGAGUCCAAACGGAGAGGGUUCGACGACCCGUCUCUCGACCCCGAGGACGAGUCGCUGAUUGAGGAAGAGUAUAAGCUUCCGACGCUGAAUCUUUUCCAACUAGUCGAGCGCUUCACAGCGCGUGCAUAUGCCGAGGGCGAUCUGAGCUACUGGGCGUCGAUCAUCAUGCGCAACUCGUGCCGCAAAGACGAGUCCCGAGGCGGGGUCCGACAGUGUGGGUAUUUCGAGUGCGGACGAUGGGAGGAGUAUCCGAAGCAGUUUGCGAAAUGCCGGAGGUGUAGGAGGACAAAGUACUGCAGCAAGUCGUGUCAGUCGAAAGCAUGGUCGUUCCAUCGGCACUGGUGCGUGCCUCCGGGACAGGAGGUGCAGAUGAUGAAUCGAUAAUCGAUAAAGCAAACCAACUCAUCAUUCUCUUUUUUUUUUCAAAUCUUGUGUUUAGCUUUAUAACUGUACGGAAGGUAGGGGCGUGAGCAGGAGCGGAGGGUGGUUGAAUAUCUUUGGAGUUUACUACGUGCAUUUGGGUUGCUCUCUAUCACUUGAGUAUUAAUUCUUCUUUUUUUUUACUUUUUUAAUUCCUUCUUCUCAACUUGGCUUUUCUCAUCGUUUAAGUCAUCCUGCAUUCUUCUUUCUUUGUCAUCCAUUUGUGCUUUUUUCACAAAUCAAAUUUGCUUUCCUGUAUCUUCUUUUCGUUUAUCCUGUCGCUAUGCGUGCGAAUGUCUUUCCAUCUUAUGAUCUGUAUCUAUCGAUUCUUUUGCCUUCUUCUUCUUCUUCUUCUUCUUUUGCACUGUUCUUUAUCGAUUCGUUGCAGGCUUUCUUUCUUAUUCCUCAUUUAGUUGUUGAUGGUGG